This is a messenger RNA of Hibiscus syriacus, 780 nucleotides long. RefSeq lists its product as uncharacterized. Gene Ontology annotation, molecular function: nucleic acid binding. Gene Ontology annotation, biological process: DNA integration. The annotation marks the transcript as partial. The record is from RefSeq and is a predicted model, not a curated record. NCBI's taxonomy places the organism in Eukaryota, Viridiplantae, Streptophyta, Magnoliopsida, Malvales, Malvaceae. The transcript is spliced from 2 exons.
AUGAUUAGACGGUGUGUCCCCGAAGAGGAGCAACGCAAUAUCUUAUACCAUUGCCACACAACAACCUAUGUAGGGCAUUUUGGAGAGUGGGUUGAAGCAAUUGCCACGCCAAGAAACGACUCUAAGACGGUGCUCAAGUUCCUUCACAAGAACAUAUUCAAUCGAUUUAGAGUACCGAGAGCCAUCAUCAGCGAUGAGGGCACCCACUUCGAUAAUAGAUUAAUUGCCAAGGCAUUACAUAAAUAUGGAGUGCGAUAUAAGAUUGAAACGACAUAUCACCCGCAGAAAAAUGGGCAAGCUGAAGUGUCCAAUCGGGAAGUCAAGCAAAUCCUUGAGAAGGUGGUGAACCCUCGAAGGAAAGAUUGGUCCCCCAAGCUCGAUGAAGCAUUAUGGGCCUAUAGGACGGCAUUCAAAACGCCUCUGGGAAUGUUACCUUUCAAGAUGGUAUAUGGAAAAGCCUGCCACCUCCCAGUUGAGUUAGAACAUAAGGCAUACUGGGCAAUCAAGAAAUUAAACUUCGACGCGCAACUUGCUGGGGAGAAACGAUUGCUCGAUUUGAAUGAAAUAGAGGAGUUUCGAGCACAAGCAUAUGAAAAUGCCAAGCUCUACAAGGAAAGAACCAAAAAGUGGCAUGACAAAAAUCUUUUGCCACGGAAUUUUCAUGAGGGCCAGAAAGUGUUUCUUUUCAACUCAAGGCUCAAACUCUUCCCUGACAAACUAAAGUCACGUUGGUCGGGACCAUUUGAAGUUCACCAUGUUUACCCAUAUGGCGCUGUUGAU